Andrographis paniculata is the source of this 1335-nucleotide messenger RNA. RefSeq lists its product as uncharacterized. Gene Ontology annotation, molecular function: protein binding. The record is from RefSeq and is a predicted model, not a curated record. Bases 256 to 1086 code for a protein of 276 amino acids. The transcript has 6 exons. Lineage: Eukaryota; Viridiplantae; Streptophyta; Magnoliopsida; Lamiales; Acanthaceae.
AACAUCUCCCAGAUAUCUCCGCUCCCUUUCAACAAUCGUCUUCCUCACAACCGUAACCGAACAUUCAUCCACAAAUUCAGCGCUCCCCAAUUUCUAGGGUUGCAAUCCAUUCCUUCGAUUUGUAUUUAAUUGCGGGAGAUUUACAACCAUGAAGAAGAUUUCCCGAACCUUUUUUUAAUUUUUCAUUUUUUUUUUUAAUUUUUUUUUUUCAAUUUUUGGCAAAAUCGUUGUAGACCCGAAUCCAAUUUUGCCAAAAUGCAUUGCUCUAAUUUGAAGGUGCCUGCGGAUUUCAAUUCGCUCUUGCUGCCGCGUCGGCCUAGCAAUGGGGUUGGUAGAGCAUGUAAUUUACGGUUUAAUCGAAUCGUUACUUGCAGUGCUUCGCGCCAGGGUUCGGAUUCGGGCCCGGGCCCGGGCCCCAUUCAAGGUCCGAGUGGAGGCUCAGUUUUCUCACGAACCGAGACGUAUGCGUUGCUGAAGCAACAACUCGAAUUAGCUGCAAAGGCUGAGGAUUACAAAGAAGCUGCUAGACUUCGCGAUUCUUUGAGAUUGUUUGAGGACGAGGAGCCAGCUUUGCGUCUUCAGAGACUGUUGAAGGAGGCUGUAGCUGAGGAAAGAUUUCAGGACGCAGCCAGGUAUCGUGAUGAGCUCAAGAAUAUUGCCCCACAUACAUUCUUGAAGUGCACAAGCGAUGCGACAACCUUGGGCAUUAGAGUUCAAGUUAGAAGUGUGUAUGUUGAAGGUCGAAGCCAGCCUUCCAAGGGUCUAUACUUUUUUGCAUAUCGGAUUAGAAUCACCAACAAUUCAGAUCGCCCAGUACAACUUAUCAAGAGGCAUUGGAUCGUCACUGAUGCCAAUGAGAAAACUGAGAGUAUCCAUGGCAUUGGAGUUAUAGGCGAACAGCCGGUUAUACUCCCCAGCACUAGUUUCGAGUAUUCAUCCGCAUGUCCAUUGAGCACCCCAAACGGAAGAAUGGAGGGUGACUUUGAGAUGUGCUAUGUCGACAAAAUAGGAGGCCGGACAUUCAAUGUCGCGAUUGCGCCGUUUUCGUUGUCGAUGUUUGGAGAUGGAGGAUCGAGUGGUGUAUGAGAUACCUCAUUUUCUCGGUAUCUAUUUGUGUUUUUCAUCUUAAAUUUAGGACAUGAUGCAAUUAGUUAAAGACUAGAGUUUGCCAUUACUUAUGUAUUUGUAUAUGAUAAGAUAUGAUAGAUAUGUAGUUAGAAGAGUCAGCAUUAUUAGUGUAUAGCUGAAGCACAAUAUAUGUGCAACUCGAAUUUUCACCCUAUAUUGUAACUUCUAAUUUGUCACCCUUUAUGUAGAAAAUAUUUUAUCCAUAAA